Alexandromys fortis (reed vole) is the source of this 4151-nucleotide messenger RNA. It is a transcript of the gene Optn, whose product is annotated as optineurin. The record is from RefSeq and is a predicted model, not a curated record. Gene Ontology annotation, cellular component: nucleus; cytoplasm; Golgi apparatus. Gene Ontology annotation, biological process: protein localization to Golgi apparatus; regulation of canonical NF-kappaB signal transduction; Golgi ribbon formation. The transcript has 15 exons. Gene Ontology annotation, molecular function: K63-linked polyubiquitin modification-dependent protein binding. Lineage: Eukaryota; Metazoa; Chordata; Mammalia; Rodentia; Cricetidae. The coding region runs from base 350 to 2071 and encodes 573 amino acids.
GCGGGAGCAGGCGCUGCGGUCAGCUGAGCGGCGCCCGGCGGGUCGCGAGGGAGCGCGUCACCGUCCGGCUGCCCGGUCGCCGCCCCCCCCGGCCGGUCCUUGGCUGGCGUCGGCAUCCAGAGCUCUGGGACUGGGACAAGAUGCCAACGAAGCAGUGACCUGAGAGGAGCGGAUCCCGGAGAUCAACGCUAGUGCUACAGUUUAUCUAACACAGUCUCCACACUAGAAGCAGUGCACCAGACUCUUGAUUGUAGAGAACCUGAAGAGAGCCCAGGAUUCUGCCUCCUACGGGCAUAGCAAGAGCCCCUCAUUCUGUGCAUCUGGUCUUAUUUUCAUAUGACCCGUUGCCAUGUCCCAUCAACCUCUGAGCUGCCUGACUGAGAAGGGGGACAGCCCCUGUGAGACCCCAGGAAAUGGACCCCCCAGUAUGGUUCACCCCAGCCUGGACACAUUCACUCCUGAGGAGCUGGUGCAGCAAAUGAAGGAGCUCCUGGUUGAGAACCACCAGCUGAAAGAAGCCAUAAAGCUAAAUAAUCAGGUCAUGAAAGGACGAUUUGAGGAGCUUUCAGCCUGGACAGAGAAGCAGAAGGAAGAACGCCAGAUGUUUGAGACACAGAGCAAAGAAGCUAAGGAGCACCUGAUGGCCUUGAGUCAAGAAAAUGAGAAACUGAAGGAAGAGCUUGAGAAACUAAAAGAGAAAUCAGAAAGGCUGUUUGAAGGUUCCAUAGGUGUCUCCGGGCUUCCCAGGGCAAACCUGGAGCAGGAAGUAGAGCAGUUGAAGGCCCAGGUGAUGCGCCUUCAAGCUGAAAAGGCAGACCUGCUGGGCAUCGUCUCAGAACUACAGCUCAAGCUCAACUCCAGUGGCUUCUCGGAAGAUUCCUUUGUUGAGAUCAGGAUGGCUGAAGGAGAAGCUGAAGGGGCAGUGAAGGAACUAAAGAACAGUCCUGUACCUACAAGACCAGACUUCUUCAGCAUGACCAAAUCUACAGAAGAUGCCAGGACAUGUGUGGAGUUUGAGGAAUUAACUGUGAGACAACUCCUGCUCUGCCUAAGGGAAGGAAACCAAAAGGUGGAGAGACUUGAAUUCGCCCUCAAAGAAGCCAAAGAAAGAAUUUCAGAGUUUGAAAAGAAAGCAAAUAACCGUUCUGAGAUUGAGACCCAGACAGAGGGGAGGAGAGAAGAGGGUGAAGAGGACAAAGAGCCAGAAAGUGUUGGAAGCGAAGUGGAAAUACUGAACGUACGAGUGACAUCUCUGUUUAAGGAGCUUCAAGAGGCACACACGAAACUCAGUGAGGCUGAGCUAAUGAAGAAGAGACUUCAAGAAAAGUGCCAGGCUCUGGAGAGGAAAAACUCGGCCACGCCAUCAGAGCUGACGGAGAAGCAGGAGCUCGUGUAUAACAACAAGAAGUUAGAGCUGCAGGUGGAGAGCAUGCGCGCUGAAAUCAAGAUGGAGCAAGCCAAGACGGAGGAUGAAAAAUCCAGGCUAGCCACUCUGCAGUCAACACACAACAAGCUUCUUCAAGAACAUAAUAAUGCACUGAAAACAAUUGAGGAGCUAACCAGAAAACAGGCAGAAAAGGUGGACAAGAUGAUGAUGCAAGAACUUCAUGAAAAGCUGGAGCUGGCAGAGCGGGCUUUGGCAUCCAAGCAGCUUCAGAUGGACGAGAUGAAACAGACCAUUGCUAAGCAGGAGGAGGACCUGGAAACCAUGGCUGUCCUCAGGACUCAGAUGGAGGUGUACUGCUCAGAUUUUCAUGCUGAGAGAGCAGCGAGAGAGAAGAUUCAUGAAGAAAAGGAGCAGCUGGCCCUGCAGCUGGCGAUUUUGCUGAAAGAGAACAAUGAUUUUGAGGAUGGAGGCAGUAGGCAGUCCUUGAUGGAAAUGCAGAGCCGGCAUGGGGCAAGGACCAGUGACUCUGACCAGCAAGCUUACCUGCUUCAAAGAGGAGCCGAGGACAUGAGCUGGAGACAGCAGCAGCCACGGAGUCUUCCGAUUCACUCUUGCCCCAAAUGUGGAGAAGUUCUGCCGGACAUGGACACGCUACAGAUCCAUGUCAUGGACUGCAUCAUUUGACUGUUGUUUCAGCUCCCCAAAACUGUUGGUAAAUGCCACAUUUUCUCCUCCAAGAAUUGGACUUCUGUCUUAUUUGUUGUCACACAAAUCUUUUUGCCACAUUAUCCUUAUUUCAGGAGAAAGAAAAUGUACCCAUCCUAAGGAGAGCAUCUUCUGGACUAACAGGAAUCUAGUAGUAGAUUCUAGUUACCACCCUUCCAGUAGGAGAUCGGUGUUUUUAUGUUUACUCCUAAGACUUACAGAGAGCAGUCAGCCAGAAUGCCAUGUGUUUCGAAUGACAUAUGUUAAGAGUCUUUAUGUGGCAGGAAGAUGAGAUGUUAAGGAACCGUGUCUGGAGUGUUUUUCUAGGCGAGUCUUCACCUGCAGGUGCUUUGUUGUUUUUUUGUGUAAUUAUUUGGCUCUCUGCCUGAGCACUGAGUUUUCUAUGGCUAUCAGGCCAGAUGAGGGCUGGGAAUGUGGCUCAGGACUGGAGUGCUUUCCUACAGCUGGACAGUGUGAGGAUACUGUCGGUCUUUUUUGUGCCGGAGGUAUAAGGGCUAGUACAGCACACAGUAUAAUUUUAAACAGAACAGCUAUAUCCUUCCCAGAUGAAGUAGAAGCUUACAAACAUCAGUUAUUACAAAAUAAAAUUUCACUACAAGUCUGUCCCAUGGCUCAUAUAUGGCCAGUGACAUUGUAGUAUGUAUGUUCUGUAUUACAUUUAACUUAAUGUAACCUCAACACUGAGAUGCUUUAUUCAUGUAAACAGGAGCAGGUCCCUUCAUAGAGGGCCAGUACAUGUUCAGAUAAGAUCCCUGCUAUCAUAGAGGGCCAGGACAUGUUCAGAUAAGAUCCCUGCUAUCAUAGAGGGCCAGGACAUGUUCAGAUGAGAUCCCUGCUAUCAUAGAGGGCCAGGACAUGUUCAGACGAGAUCCCUGCUAAGCUGGUGAACAGAGUCAGGCAUGUAGUACAGAGCACACCUGCAAUUCCAGCAUAUGGGAAACUGUGACUGGAGAUCACCAGCUCAUGGCCAGCCAGGACUACACAGAAUAAACAGGGAUUCACCGUGUUUUCUGUCUAAAAGGCUAGCAAGAGCUAAACGAGUCACAAAAGUGAACAGUAUCAACUCCUAAAACAUUUAAGAGAAAAUGAGAAGAUCUGCUUUGUUGCUGUUCACCAUAAGACCGCUGGUUAAAUACACAUGUGUCUGUAUUUAAAUAGAAUCAAAACAGUUGAUUCAUUGCAAGGGAACUUACUGUCCAAGUUACAGUUAUCUCCAUGGCUGUACUCCAAGACAAUAUAACACUAUACUAGUCCGGCAGUAGGUCGGUUUGAUUCCCCCACUUGCACCCCAAGGGACAAUGUUUGUUAAUGACAUUUCUAAAAUGACUAUGACAUUUUUCUCUUCUUAUAUUUCUGGUACAAAUUUCUUUCCUAUUUUAUACUGGAUAAUGUAGAUUUCUAUAGUAUCCCAGACAGAGGAGGAAAUCUUUCUCAAUGAAGUUACUGGGAAAAUCCUUUCAUUUUGUUCAAGUAUCAUUAUCUGAUCAAUCCAAACUGUGAAAUGAGAACUCAAUGGUCUUAAUAAGACUAUGGCCAUUACAUUUGUUUGAUCAUGAAGAGGACUGCAAAUGAGGGCAAGUUCAAAUUCAGACAAUUAGAGAGCUGUCUGUAUACCAUCUUCAUAGCAGCAUUUUCUGCAGUAGCUAGAAUACAGCGCAACCUAGGUGCCAUUCACCUAGACAAAGAAAAUGCAAUACACAUAUAUAUUGAAGUAGCAGUCAGCCUUUAAAAAGAAGGGACUCUUAUAACUUUAACAGAGAUAAGCCUGGAAGACAUCAUGUCAAGUGGAAUAAGCCAGUCAUGACUUCACUUGUAUGUGAACUCUGAAAAAAAUCGAACUCAUAGAUGUUGAGAGCUGAGUGGUGGCACAUGAGGGAAGGUGUGGGAAGGGAGAGCAGAGGCUGAUCUAAGGGCACGACAUCUCAGGAGGGAUGAGCCAUAGUGAUCUCUGUACAGAAUAGUGACUGCAGUAAUUUGUAUAUUAAGGCUGUGUAGUUUUAAGGGAAUCGCCGGUUUAGUAAACAACUUGUAAAUGCUG